AUGAUCAGGUUACUGCUAGUCUUGUUCUACUUGAACUGUGUGUAUUGUCAAUUUUUUGGUUUCCCGGGUUUCUACGACCCUUAUGCUAUAGCUUGGGCACAAAGAGAAAGCUUAAAAACCUGUGUUGUAUCAACCGAUUAUGGAGACGUGGUUGGGGAAUGUACUUCAUCCAUUACCUGUGCCCUUCAUGGAGGAACCGCAACCCAAGCGUGUGGGGUGAAUGGAAUAUGCUGUCAUUAUCCUCCCAAGACAAAAUCGUGUACGGCAACAAGUGAAGGUGGUGUUGUCGAAGGUAAAUGUAUUACAGAUGCGAAAUGUAAAAAUAGCGGUGGAACACCCAAAGGUUCGUGUGGUUUUUUGGAGAAAUGCUGUGUUUACGACAAUAGUUGUAACAGGAUUACUUCAUCUAAAGUAUCUUAUUUCACGGGAAAAGUCACAAAAACAAAUGAUAUUUCUUCGUGCCCAUACACUAUUUAUCUUGAGAACACCAACGUCUGCCAAAUAAGAUUAGAUUUUGAAUCGUUUAAACUGGCAUCAUCCAAACAUGAUGGUUCUAAAUACGCUUGUUCCACGGAUAGUUUUUCGAUAGAACCAAAUCAUUAUGGUAUACCCGAUAUGUGCGGAUCGAACCAAAACAAUCAUGUAUACAUCCAUGUGCAUCCUGGUGAUUCGUAUGUAACAUUGACAAUGAAAUUGAGUAAAAGAUCUAACGUCGAUCUUGUGGAUCUGCCAGAAUGGAAGAUAAAGGUUACCCAAUUACAGUGUGGUGGAAAUGGAAAAAACGAUUAUUUGUCCCAAUAUGAUUUUCCCUUGUUAGCACCUAAGGGUGCCAUCCAGUAUUACACUCAAUCGACGGGCACGAUUCGUUCAUUUGGAUUUAACAUAGACAAAUCAUCAUCUUAUACGUUCAAUCAAAAUUACGCGAUAGCCAUCAGAAAGGACCCAGGAUAUUGCGGAGCGGCAUUUAAAGCACAGACGGCACACAUGCAAAUUCCAACCAAUUCGAAGAAUCCCGAGGCUGACUGCAAAGAUUAUUUAAGUAUCCCCGGUCUUGUGGACACUCAGUUUAAUCAUUUGGUCAAAAUUUGUAAAGCUCACGAUUUUAAAUCGGUUGUUCCUGGGCCCCUUAUAAUAAAUGUUCAUUCGGAACCCCAACAAACCCUUGAUACUGCCCCUUACGAGUUUAGAUUUGACUAUGAAAUGUUAACUGCAUGUACUUAAUAUUAAAUUAU
Aethina tumida (small hive beetle) is the source of this 1232-nucleotide messenger RNA. RefSeq lists its product as uncharacterized. Lineage: Eukaryota; Metazoa; Arthropoda; Insecta; Coleoptera; Nitidulidae. The record is from RefSeq and is a predicted model, not a curated record. The coding region runs from base 1 to 1221 and encodes 406 amino acids. The transcript has 9 exons.